Molecule: messenger RNA, 1251 nt
Organism: Daldinia vernicosa
Lineage: Eukaryota; Fungi; Ascomycota; Sordariomycetes; Xylariales; Hypoxylaceae
Product: mitochondrial carrier
Exons: 2
Coding region: 1-1251 (416 amino acids)
Biological process (GO): mitochondrial transmembrane transport
Source: RefSeq, a predicted model, not a curated record
AUGGUUUCGUCCCAAGAUGACGGUAACGACGGGGUGGAUAUCUCAGCGGGGCAGAAGAUGCUUUCUGCCAUUACCGGUAGUCUUCUCACAUCGCUUCUGGUCACUCCUCUGGACGUCGUCCGUGUCCGACUGCAAUCGCAAGGUUCGUCGCAACCCAUUGCAGACUUCCAGAGACUUGCAAUUUCGUCACCCAAUGCUUUUCGACCGUCGAAUCUUGGAGUUACAGCGUGUUGCCGAGAGGUGUUCUUUUUGAAUAACAAUGCCGAAGUAUGCGUCGCCGGUCCGCUUGAGAGCAUAUCUGCAUCUGGGGAAUGCGCCGUGGAGGAGGUACAGAAGAGGCGAUUCAACUCGACUUUUGACGGUAUGAAGAAGAUUGCUCGCCACGAGGGCCUCACGACGUUAUGGAGAGGUUUAUCGCCGACGUUAGCUAUGACCGUGCCCGCGAACAUUAUCUACUUCACCGGUUAUGAUUGGCUACGAUAUAGCAAGACAAGCCCAGUCAGCAAAAUGACUAGGGAAGAAUAUGCGCCCAUGGUAGCCGGCGCAUCCGCACGAGUUGUUGCAGUUGCUGCGGUCAGCCCAAUCGAUCUAUUCCGAACCCGACUACAAGCAUCACCGGGCUCGACCGCAGCUGGCCAUUUAGCAAAUACUUUCAAGGGACUCCGAGAGAUGGUGGCCGACAAGGGUUAUAGCUCUCUGUGGAGAGGUUUAACUUUAACUCUCUGGCGAGACGUCCCCUUUUCGGCUAUGUAUUGGUUUGGCUACGAGACGAUCAGAGGUAAGCUUACCGAUGCGCGAGAAGAACGACGUGGUAGGCACUCGACUCGAGAGAACGAUGGUUCAAGAGCGCGGCGGAGAACUAGGUCACAGAGCAGGGAGAGUCACGCAGCGACUUUCAUGGACAGUUUUACUGCCGGCUGCCUUUCUGGUGCCUUUGCAUCGACGAUAACGAUGCCAUUCGAUGUAGGUAAAACCCGACGGCAGGUUUAUAAAGACACGUCGAACAAGGCUUUGCCCUCAGUGGAGAAGGCUGCAGAACCGGAAGCUCAACACAUGCUUCGCCUCCUCUCGCACAUCUAUUCGACGGAAGGACUGGCAGGACUCUGGAGAGGAUGGCUGCCUCGUACGCUCAAAGUUGCGCCGUCUUGCGCUAUAAUGAUCAGCAGUUACGAGGUUGGUAAGAGAGCGUUUAGGAGCAUUAAUGAACGUAAAGCUCGGAAACACCACGAAGGUCGAGUUGACGAGCCUUGA